AUGGCACCAAAAAAGACUUCUCCAAAGUCUAAGCAAAAAAAGACUUCACCACCAACAACUACAACUACAGCAUCAGAUAUAAUAGAGAAGAAACAAUCGUCACAGCCGAAGAAUGAAGUUCAAUUGAGUGAACGUGAAAAGAAGAAACAAAACUUUAUUGUUCGAGCAAUUUGGACAAUUGUUAUGUUUUUAUUCUUUAUUACUAUUCUAUCACUAGGUCAUAUAUGGACUGUUGUUUUAGUAUUCAUAUGUCAAAUCUUGGUUUUCAAAGAAUGUAUAUUUGUUGCUUCACAACCUUCAAAAGAGAAAAACUUGCCAUUAACUAAAUCAUUGAAUUGGUAUUUCUUAUUCACAACAAUUUAUUACCUUGAUGGUGAAUCAUUUAUUCAUUCAUUCAAUCAUUUAAUUUUUACAAAUCAAUUCCUUACACCAUUAGCUACCCAUCAUAAAUUCUUGAGUUAUUGUCUUUACGUUUUGGGAUUCGUUUUCUUUGUUGCUACAUUACAAAAAGGUCAUUAUAAAUUUCAAUUUUCACAAUUAUGUAUUACUCAUAUGGUUUUAUUAUUGGUUGUUUUCCAAGCACACCUUAUUAUCAACAAUAUCUUUAAUGGGUUGAUUUGGUUCUUAUUACCAGUUUUAUUAGUGAUCACUAAUGAUAUCAUGGCUUAUUUAUGUGGUAUUACAUUUGGAAGAACCCAAUUGAUUGCAAUUUCUCCAAAGAAAACUGUGGAAGGUUUUGUUGGUGCUUGGAUCUCAACUAUUGUUAUUGGUAUUGUUUUAGCUAAAGUCUUAACAAAUUUCAAUUACCUAAUUUGUCCAGUUAAAGAUUUACAUGAAAAUGUUUUUUCCAAUAUAGUUUGUGAUAAGAAUCCAAUUUUCAUUGCCCAGGAUUUUAGAAUUCCUCCAAUUAUUGGUGAAAAUAUUGGAAUUUUCAAAAUUACAAUUAGACCAAUCUAUUUCCAUACAUUAAAUUUAGCUUCAUUUGCUUCUUUAAUAGCACCAUUUGGUGGAUUUUUCGCAAGUGGAUUGAAAAGAACUUUUAAAGUUAAAGAUUUUGGUCAUACAAUUCCUGGUCAUGGUGGUAUUACUGAUCGUAUUGAUUGUCAAUUUUUAAUGGGGUCAUUUGCUUAUUUGUACUAUGAAACAUUCCUUAGUACUAGUAGAAUUAAUGUUGGGUCUGUUUUACAGUUGGUUGUUACAAAUAUGGAACCUAAAGAAGUUUUAGAGUUGGUUAGAAAAUUGCACUUAUUCCUUUAUAAUAUGGGUGUGAUUGAUGAGAAAACUUACUCUAAAUUGAUUCAAUUGAUUUAG
Messenger RNA from Hansenula anomala, 1311 nucleotides. RefSeq names its product phosphatidate cytidylyltransferase (gene CDS1). Gene Ontology annotation, cellular component: endoplasmic reticulum membrane. The record is from RefSeq and is a predicted model, not a curated record. Gene Ontology annotation, molecular function: phosphatidate cytidylyltransferase activity. The transcript has a single exon. Bases 1 to 1311 code for a protein of 436 amino acids. Lineage: Eukaryota; Fungi; Ascomycota; Saccharomycetes; Phaffomycetales; Wickerhamomycetaceae.